Messenger RNA from Episyrphus balteatus (marmalade hoverfly), 2294 nucleotides. It is a transcript of the gene msl-1, whose product is annotated as male-specific lethal 1 homolog. Lineage: Eukaryota; Metazoa; Arthropoda; Insecta; Diptera; Syrphidae. The coding region runs from base 593 to 2071 and encodes 492 amino acids. The record is from RefSeq and is a predicted model, not a curated record. Gene Ontology annotation, cellular component: MSL complex. The transcript is spliced from 2 exons.
CCAAAAUGAAAAAAAAGCCGAAUCGGAAAUCAUCAAAAGAUGUGCCACAAACGCGAGUUGUUUAUAAUAAAAAAUUUACUAAUUUCCGCCGUAAAUUAAAUUAUAAAAAUAUUGUCAAAUUAAAAUUCAUUUUAUUUAAUAUAUUUUCCGCUAAAAUUUUUAUCAAAAAUCUGCAGUUAAAUACAAUUUAUUGCAAUUGUAAACAAAAGAAAUUUCCGCAUCAUAAAAAAUAAUUAAAUUUUUUUUAGAAAUUUUUUGCAUCACACAAAAAUCUCUCCUGGGUUGAUAUUCACCACACAGCAAAUCUACGCAUUUUGUUGUGAACUGUCAAAAACCGGUGGUGGUGGUAGGGGAAAUAAAAACUCACCACACGCUCUUGACAGCUUCUAUUUUCCCCUCAAAAACUAGUCAAGCAACAUUUUGAGAGAAAUGUCAUCAAAUUUCUUCUAAUCACACACGAAUGCGAAACGGAGGGAAACAAAAAAUCUUUAUCUGUGUUUUUUGUUAUUUAUUUAUUAUUAUUUACGUCGAUUGAAAACGUUUAGAAGGAAUAUUUCUUGUUAGAAAAAAGAAGUCUUAAAUAGCCGUCGCUAUGAUGGACAGUAAAACAAAGUACAAUUUGGAUCAUGUGUACUGUCACACGAACGAAAGUAGCAAUUACAUUCGAGCUAAUCCCCAAGCUCAAUCGAACGAUGUCAUGUCACUCCUCAAGGAGAAUAAACAACUCAAAGCCAUGUUAAUUCUACACAUGGAUUUGAUUCAAGAACAAAGCGAUCAAUUGCUAGCCAAAGACAAGCUUUUGGUCGGAUUGAAAGAAGAGAAUCUCUCGCUAAAAGCAAAGAAUGAUAGUUUGGAGAAACAACUCCAAAAUAGAUCAUUCGUAGAAACUAUUAAAACUGAAAUUAAAGAAGAAGUCUUACCAGAAAAGAGUAAAUACAAAAUUCAGUCGAAUGUAACUGUCGAUGGGCAGGAUGAGGAAGACGAAGAGAGUGGCAAUAUUAUUGGCGAAUGCAAUGGCAAAUUGAUUAGUAAAAUCAUUUUGCAUAGAAUUAGUCUCCCGGGGAAGAGUCCAUCAAAUGGAUCUGGGGAAGUGUCGGAGGGGGAAGAUGCUGCGACGAUUGCAGCUUCUGUGAUAGGAAUGGUCGAGGACAGUCAGCAUAGUGUCGAUGAGGAGAUUCGAAAGAUUCAAAGUCCUACGGAACUUAUGUCGACUGGGGCGAAGGUGCGGCCGAUUGACAUGUCCUCACCGUUGUCGGUGAUGUCGGCGCCAAGUUUGAAGAUACCCGAGAUUAAGAUUGACUCGGAUGAGAGUGUUAGCUGUGAUUCAACAAUGGAACGUGAUCAGGAAUCUUCUCGAGGUGCAAAACACCCACGCAGAUCCAGACGCUGUGGUCAAUUAACCACAACCCAGUUAUACUCCACCCGUGAGUGGGAAGAUGAGGAUUUCUGUGACGAAUUCAUCAAAGAGGAAGCCAAUGCCCUUAAAUCCGAGGCACCAAUGCUAGAGAUUCCCAAAUGGACAGUGCACGAAGUGCAUCCGCUCUACAGCAUUGAAGGAACAGAAGAUUUAUCCGAUGAAACCUUCCUUAAGCGCCAUGCAAAACUCGAAUACGAUGAAAAACGAAGAAAGAAAUGGGAUGUCCAGCAGAUUCGGGAACAGAGGAGAAUCGAACGACUCAAACGUCGCCAUUGCAAGGACGAGUUGCGUGAAGAAGAUUCAGCUACAACAAGUUUCUUCCCUGCACCCGAUUCAAUUCAAACAAUUUGCUUUACAACUGAGUUACCUGUGAUGGCAUUUGGAGAGGGUAUUCCGCGGCUAUCGGCCGCUGAAUUCGCCCUCCCCUGGUAUCCACUGUACGGACAUGCUUCCGUAUCGCAUCGGGAUCAUCCGUACCAGCAGCAAUCACAGAACAGCUCGUUUGUUUUUCUUAAAAAACGUCGACGUCCGCAGAGUUCUUCGGUAAUGCAGAGUCAUCGUGGAACUAUUGUUAGCGGUGGGGUGCAUCAUCAUCGGCAAACUACAACUCAACCCGCUUUGCCGCCAACUAGUUCUGAUGGUGGAAGAAAUUAAACAAAAGAAACUUUUAGUUUUUUUAGAAAAAAAUUUAUAAACUACAAAAAAUUCUUUUUAAAGAUCUCAGAGGUCUGUCGUGUCUGAACUUGAAGUAUAAAAAAAAAUUUUUCUUUUUGUUCAUACACACUAUCAAAAUAUAGUCAUAAAAACAUUAAAACAAUUAUUCUCUGGUGACACACCCUAAAUAAGUUACAGAUUGUAUGCUUUUCUAAUUUAAAAU